This is a messenger RNA of Sclerotinia sclerotiorum 1980 UF-70, 1143 nucleotides long. RefSeq lists its product as hypothetical. Gene Ontology annotation, molecular function: acetylesterase activity; monoacylglycerol lipase activity. The transcript has 4 exons. NCBI's taxonomy places the organism in Eukaryota, Fungi, Ascomycota, Leotiomycetes, Helotiales, Sclerotiniaceae. Gene Ontology annotation, biological process: medium-chain fatty acid catabolic process; medium-chain fatty acid biosynthetic process. The record is from RefSeq and is a predicted model, not a curated record. Bases 1 to 1143 code for a protein of 380 amino acids.
AUGGAGUGGCUGGGACAUGCAAAGAUUGGAUUCACUCAUCCUCCAAAUCCCAUAAACCUCAAAAGUAAAGAUGGUUCGACAACAGAUCUCCUCAAGAUCUGUGAAGAGUCCACUCCACCAUGUCGUCUCAACCCUAUUUUGUUCAACGGUCACAUGCAAACAUUCUGGACAGUAGUAAAAAACGAUGGACCUCCUAUUUACUAUAAACGAAAGUUGUUUGAAAAUGAAGAUCCAGCCUUUCAUGGUUCUUUUGCUGUUGAUUUCGUAGUACAUGAGCCACAUACCGAAGUUGAUGAUUCUUUACCCAUUCGAACUACCUACUAUACGGAUGAAGAGUUCUCGGGAAUAGCAUCCUUGGAUAGUCGUCCAAUGCUUGUGACCUUACAUGGGCUCUCAGGUGGUUCUUACGAGAUAUAUCUCAAGCAUGUCCUGGAACCUUUGGUUGGAGCUGAUCAUCCUUCCAAUUGGGAGGCAUGUGUUAUUAAUAGUCGUGGAUGUGCAAAACAUAAAAUCACGAGUAGUAUACUAUACAAUGCGAGAGCUACUUGGGAUACUCGACAAACUAUUGCUUGGCUCAGGAAGACCUUCCCCAACAGACCCCUGUUUGGUAUCGGCUUUUCUCUAGGGGCUAACAUUCUCACAAAUUACAUUGCCGAAGAAGGAGAAGCAUGCGUCCUCAAAGCCGCCGUCGUCUGUUCCAACCCAUGGAACCUAGACGCGGGUUCUCUCGCUCUCCAAAGGACCUGGCUCGGCCGAGAAAUAUACUCCAAAACAAUGGGAAAGAACAUGAAGAGACUAGUCGAACUCCAUCAUGACCAGAUCAUCAAAAAUACCAAGAUCGACUUCGAAAAGAUUAGAAACAUUACCUACCUCCAUGAAUUCGAUCGACAAAUCCAAGGUCCUGCUUGGGGUUAUCCUACAGAGGGAGCAUACUAUCGAGAUGCUUCAUCAACCGAUUCGCUACUGGCUGUGAGGAUUCCUCUUUUCGCUAUCAAUGCUGAAGAUGACCCUUGUGUCAACUUCCUGAACAAAAUGGCCUUUGAAGUACAACUCGAUACGAUCGUUCCUCCUGACGCAGAUGACACCGCUGAUUUGAGCCCACCCCGACCUAAAUUUCAACCCAUGGUACGGAAAUGGACUUGA